CGGCUGGUAAAAGAGAGACAUUUCUGGGCCCUGAAGAAGAGCUCUGUGUAGCUCGAAAGCUUGUCUCUUCCGCCAACAGAAGUCAAAAGUCCAAGAGGAGAUAUUGCCUCCCCCACCUCGUCUCUCUGAUAUCCUGGGACAAACUUGGCUGCAGCAACAGGAAAAGACAGUUAGGUCACUUUCGAGAGAGGUGUCUUUCCUUUGCACAAGGGUAGGCCCUGAUCCCAGAGUCAGAUCCCUGAGCAUGCAACCCUGUCCCUGGGCAGAGCUCCAAGGGGAUCAGCUGAUGUCCCUGUGGGCACAAACAAAUAUUGAUCACAUUGCAGGAUUGGGGCCUUGAAACCCUGCUCUCCAUUUGAGUGGCAGGAGAUAGGCUAUUAUUAAUAGGACUCCGAAACGUGCCAUGGCAAUCGCUGGCAGACAUCUCCGGGAUGCUAAGAAGGGGCUGACGUCUGGGAUAAUCAGGGACCCCUCCUCUUCAGCACAUUUAAACCCAACGGUCUCAGCAAAGACAACAACGCGGACGAGCUGGCCCAGCUGGAUGGUGCCAGUGUUGGGCUCAGCAUGGCGCCAGCCGGGGCCCAGAAAGAGAAGCAGCCUCCUGGCUCUCAGAGGGACCAGGGCACCUAUACCAGGGGACCCUGUGCAGGGAGCAGAGACGCAGGCGAGGCUGGGGCCCAGGCUGGACCCUCCCGAGGCCCCGUCGGCGCUGCAGGCCCGGACCCGGGCAUGGUUCGAGCACACGCAGGCGAGCCGGAUCUGCCAGCAGGGGGAGCUGCCGCCCUGGUUUCACGGCUUCAUCAGCAGGAGGGACACGGAGCAGCUGCUGCAGGAGAAGCCGCUGGGCUCUUUCCUGAUUCGCUUCAGUGAAAGCACCGUGGGAUUUGUCUUGUCGUACAGGGGCAGAGAUCGCUGCCGGCACUUCAUCCUAGAUCAGCUGGAAGACGAGUGCUACGUGAUCCUAGGAGAGAACAGCGCCCACGUCGAGCUUCAGGGUCUGCUUCUGCACUACACCACCGCCCCCAUCACCCCCUACGAUGAGUUCCUGACAGCACCAUGCCCCAGGGGCGACAAAAGCCGAGAGAGUGGUGGGAUCCCUGCUGGAGCUGAAGCAGGGUCUGGUGCCCCACUCGAGCCAGCAAAUGUCCCCCCAGCAGCAGGCGGCCAAGCAUACAGCCUGGUUCUCAGACAGCCCCAGGCCCCUGGCCAACAGAGCCAUCCCUGCCCGCUGGCUGCAGAGCAAAGGAACGAGAGAAGCCCUUCCAAGGAGGCUCCCUGUGCCAUUCCCCCGCUCCCCGCCAAGGCUGGCCCCACUCCGAGGCCGAGCAGCCCUAUGCAAGAGGCAGGGGCCUCUGUGGAGCCCUACGCCCACGUCAGCAAAACGCCCGUCCCCGCUGAGCAGCCCACGCCGGCCCAGCCCGCAGAGGCCAAGUACCAGCAGCUGAUGCGCUUCCACACCUACGCCGAGCCCUGCGAGGGCUUCCCGCCCCCUGAACGCCGCAUCUACUAUGAACCCGACGAGCCCAUCCCCUUCUACGCCAUGGGACGAGGCUCGCUGCCCAGCCCCAACCCCGAGAACAUCUACGCGGAGGUAGAGCUGGCGUGCCGGUCCCGGCCCCAGGCUCUACCCAGAGUGCUGCAGAACACGGCGUCCACCUUGCCUCGGGGCUCAUCCAGACCUCCCGCCGAGCCGUCCCCAGGACACCGCAGGCUCCUCCGGAGCACGUCGGGGCAGGGGUCCCGGAGGAGGCGGUUGCCUGCCGCUCUCGCGGUUGAGGGGGCCCAGGGGAGGCCAUCUGGGCCAUCCUCGGAGAACCCGCUGGAGUUUGACGACCCGGUUUACGGCAGGAAGGCAGCCACCCUGACCAGACCGGCGGCCACCAGGGGACAGGAAGGUCUAGAAAACAUUUAUGAGCUGAUUUCUGGAGACCAUCCUAGCCCGCACGCAUCGGGGAGCAGUAACUCCUAGAGCCCUCCCGCAUUCAAGGCAAGCCAGCAGGACACCCCCUGCCAAGGGUUCCUGGGCUUGAGAGCCGCCGGAGAAGACUUCUUCCCCAUCAGCUGCUCUCUAAGGAUAUGUCUACACUAGUGCAGACCAGGGCUAGGACACAGAGUUGCUGCAGACAUAAGCCCUCAAGACACUGCUGCUCUGACCGCCUCUCUCAAGUUUGUGCAUGGAGCAGCCUCCUCCGUGAAUUCAAGGAUCACAUGCUCUCCCCCCCCUUCCAAGGGUGGGAGUUUCAGGAAGCAGGGAAGAUCUUUCCAUGGAAAGGACAAUGAGAUCCAACGCCAAUAAAAAACCCAGCGAGGUCUUUGGCUCACAAAGUCUCUUCCUCACAGCUACGACACCAGCUUUGUCGGUUUUCCCAUCCCUCCUGCUCUCAGUUGCUUGGUACUCAAGACUCACGGCUUUUUUGGACCCUUGAUGUUAUCUCCCUCCCCCCCACCCGGAGGGGGUCUUUGCUUCUUGGUGUCAUUGGGCAGUCGUAGAAGCUGCUUCAUGGGGUGGAACUACCAAGCCCAAAUGGGGUGACGAACACCCUCUGGCGUCGACGGAGAUAUCUACUGACUUGAUGCCGCAGAGCUGUUCAGAUAAGGAUUCUUAUUUUUAAAUCAGGGGAAUAAACAGAAGCAAAUGGGAUGAAAUCGACUUGCAUGCAGGGCGGGCGGCAUUUAAAUCCUGCUUACAUGAGGGGCAGCUUCAGGGUUUAAGUUCCAUGUUAAGUCCUAUGGACCCUCUGCUGCUUGAUCUGUAACCACGAUGGGCUGUUUUUCGUUCCCACUUCUCAGGGCAAGAAUUUAUCACCGCCACGUGCUGUCUGUAAAUAAAAGCGAUGGGCCUUCAGUGAGCCGUGAACUGCCCUUAUGGUGUCUUAGCAUCCUCAGAGAAAACAAAUAGAAGGAGAAGUAUUUGGUCCGGAUGCUGCUCGGCCCAAGCACAGCGAUAAUUCCUCCCCCCCCCCACCCCCCCAGAUGGGUCGCCAGGCAGGUUCGAAGGCAGCAGAGGAAGGAUGGUCUUUAGGCUCAGGCCCAGUAGCAGAGACAGGAUUCCCCGCCCCCUCAUGUCAUCUCUGCUGCAAGGAACAGCUGCCAGUUAGGAGCAGCAGGUGGCAGCGGGAAGGGGCACAGAGGGUGGAGGUACUGGGGGAUGUGGGAAGAGAGUGGCAGGGCUACGAAACGGAUGGAUUGUGGAAGGUGGUAGGCUGGAAAUGCUGCAUGCUACAAGGAUGGUUUGCAAGAAGUCUCAACGCCUGGGGAGAGCGACUGAGGGUUCCACUAGGUAACAUAGGGAGGAAAGGCCUAGGGAACGCUGCAGUUAGGAACAAAAAAAUAAAUUCAGAGUGAAGGUGAAACUUACCAGAAAUCCUAAACACGUGAAAGGUCCCUAAGACCCCCAACGCCUCUUCCCCAAAGCAGCCCCCUCUCCUGGGGGUAACCUGACUCAAAACUGUGCACCUGGCAACAUGGCUACUAAGCAGCAGGCAGCCAGAGAGCUUCUGGUGUCUGCCUAAUUCUUCCCCCUUCUCCACCCCAAGACCUACCACUUCUUUGUGGGGAGGGCAGCCACAAACCCCACCACCAAACAGACCAGCGUAAAAGCAACUGCCAGGCUCAUAUGAGCCAGCAUCUGGGCCAAUAGGCCCCUGCAUGAUUCAGCUCCACCGGAAGAAGCCAUUUGAAUGUUCCCUAGCCCUGAAGUCUCCCUUUAAACUCUGGCUGUCCCUUCACACAUCACCUGCAGGAGAAAGGCCUGAGCAACUGGCACUUUGAGAGGCAGUCACCUCUUCAGCCCCUCACUGACCUGUGACUGCCCCAGCUGUUCAAUUCCAGGGGAGGGGGGAACAGUUUUGGUUUCCACCUUUUGCCCAGCAAGGUCACCUCCUAUUCUCCGAUGCAGAAAGACUGCCAAGACUCAGGCACAAAGUCGCCUGUGUAUAUGUUUAGAGUAGUCUCAGCUGUUCAGGGUCCUGGCCUUGAUUCCCAUUAAGACUAAGGCUGGGUCUACACUAUAGACUUACGUCAGUACAACUGCAUCAUUCAGGCAUGUAGGAAAUCUACACCCCAGUGCCACAGGUGUAAGUUACAGCGGUAUCCAUUGUAAAGCUCCAUGCCAGUAGGGUGCAACCGGGCCUUGGUGCACAGGAGUCAGGCCCUGUGGGUUCAGUAUUAAAACUGGUAACAUCUAAUCACUCCUGUGCCAGUCCAGUUCCUGAGAACGACAAGAGGGUGUGAACAAUCCCAUCCCCUGGAGAGGCAACCAGAGGGGUGAUUUGGUUCGUUUAAAAGUUUUAUUCCUUUAUCAAAUCUCUUUUCAGAGGAUUUCACUGUACAGAUAAGAUAGGAAUAAAUUACUCAACAGUAACUUUAUUCUGGUCAUUGGAACACUCAAAACGGGCUUUGCAAAGUACUAAAACAUCCAGGGAACUAACCUAUAAAUCUGAUUUUAAAAUACUGUCAGACUUCAUUUACCACGUCCUUUUCUUUGGAGGGGGGGGGACCAGGGUAGAUGGAGCAAGUUGCCCUUUGGCGUUUUCCUCAAUGGAAUUGCCGCAAUUAACUGCUUUAGUUGUGGUACAACAAAUAAAACCUUUGAUGUCAGGAAUGUAACUUAAAGAACUGGACCGACUCGCUCCUUGCUUCAGCAUCAUAAGAGUUCAGCAGCAAACAAUGAACUAGGAAGUGAGGCCAGCAAGAAUGAACAGAUACGCACAUAUCUGAAUAGCUGGCCUGUGUACUAUUUGCAGACGUGCCCGUCUCUGCCUCUGGGAAGUCCACCAUCUUAAGUGAAAUGAAGAAACUCAUUUUUCAAGUGUUCUGUGAAACAAGUUUAAGUCAAGACAUUGCCUCCCUUUUCCAGCCAGGUGGGUGGAGUUAACAUUUAAACCAGAGUUGGUGCCUCAGCAGGAACUAGGCGUUAUAGAGAUAGGCGGAUAGGUUAAAAACUUGUGCUGUAGGCAGCUUUUGCCUAGGUUUGGAUUAUUACAGGAAAUACUGCGGUGACUUCAGUUCGCUGCGAGCUGCAGGGCACCAUCUCACCCCAGAAAUACUUGGAUUCAACUAGCAUUUGCAUCAGAUUUUUACAGCGCUCUGGGCCUUGGCUUGGGGACACACACCCACACCUACCCCAUUCUUAUAUGUCCCAGAGCUUACAAUAGCUUCUUGUGCUGGCAGAGGAAACCAGAAUAUCUUCCACGGAGUCCAGAGAUUGGGGGUAUCUGUGCGCUGUUUUCAAACUGAAACAAGCACCGUCUUGUUAGCCAACAUCGACCUUGAAAACAAAAAUGUCCCCUCAAAAGUGACUCAAAUUUACAGGAGGGCAUGGCAAGGAAAACAAAAGAACAAGACACACUUCAAACCUGCUGAGAUUGCUUGUAAGAAGAGAAAUGUGUCUACACAAGUACAAACUGAACUAUCCCAAACGGUUUUUCAAAUAAUAGUCAUAAUAAUAAUAUAAAAAGUUUGCCCUUGAAACUGCCUUUCAGAAAGGAAAUUACACUCUUGACACACGGUAGGUCCAAAGAAAGGAGCAGUGUUGGACUUGGAAAUUUAUUGAGACUCUACCUAAGGU
Molecule: messenger RNA, 5569 nt
Organism: Chelonia mydas (Green sea turtle)
Lineage: Eukaryota; Metazoa; Chordata; Testudines; Cheloniidae
Gene: SH2D2A
Product: SH2 domain containing 2A
Exons: 9
Coding region: 404-1969 (521 amino acids)
Cellular component (GO): cytoplasm
Source: RefSeq, a predicted model, not a curated record